AUGAGUUUAGACAAGGAAAUGGAAGCGAUUUGCAGUGAUCAAAAUCAGCUCAUGGCCAAUAUGAACAGGCUAUUUGAGAACUACAAGAAAGAUGGUCCAAGCCGUCGGACUAUGUCUAACAUCAAUAACAAGUUGGCCGGCCUCGACGGGUUCUGGCAGGAGUUUCAAAGCAAUCAUGCAAGGUUAUUAGAAUUCCAGAACGAGGACUGCACUUCUUUUGCAAAAAAAACAUACAUCAAAACCAAAUCCUUCUACGAAUCAGCUCGGUCUGUAUUGCUUGAUCAUUUGGAUACAGUUCAAAAGGCUGCCUUAUCACCGAGACCGAGACCAAUUUCACCGAAACCAACAGAACGUUCACCACUUCCUUCGUCAGAGAUGCCCAACUGGGCUGAAGAAAGAACCAAAAAUGAAGAAAAGCAACCUGGGCCAUCGGAUCUUCAAAUCCGCGCCGUCCCUACCCAUCAAUCUGUAGAUCAAGAAAGGUCGGCCACCCAGGCUACAAUCAAUUCUGCUUUCGCAAUUGCACCUAUUUUCAAUAUCACCGAAAAACCAAGCGUCGAUGCUGCCAAGUUGUCAGAAAAGAUGAGAAAGCAACAGAGCAACUUCAAGGCCUUCGCACGUACUCUACAUUACAUCGACCUCUCCACAGUAAAUGAAAAGUGGGAAUUGGAAGAUUUACUUAAAUCAGUUCAGUCUCGUUGGACAACUAUUGACACUCUUCACUGGGACAUCGACAGUGAACUUUUCGAAGACGACGAAACUUAUAAUCAAACGUUUUGCAAAUAUGAGAAGAAAUUCCAAGAUAUGAAAAAAUCUAUCAAUUCCAAAAUAUGGUCCAUGGUCCACCGUGAAAAAUCAACCCCCGUCAUGGACAUCCCACCCUUUAGUGGAAACUAUCAACAGUGGGUUUCAUUCAAGGAUUUAUUUAAUGAAGCCAUACAUCAUAACCGCUCGAUGUCUAAUGCACAGAAGAUGCAAUUUUUGAAAAAUAAGGUUAAAGGUGAAGCUGAAAAACUCAUUCAACAUCUGAACAUCAGCUCAGAAAACUAUGAAACCUGUUGGGAUAUCCUAAAUCACAGGUACAACAACACGAAACUAAUUUUCACCGCACACCUCAACAACCUGCUGUCGCUAUCAACAAUGCAACAACAAUCAUAUCAACAAAUCAAGCGCCUACAUGACACCACCAACGAGUGCCUAAACGCCAUCAGGAACCUAGGCGUGGACAUCGUGUCAUGGGAUCCCCUUAUCGUCCAUAUUCUAUCACAAAAAUUGGACCCGGAAAGUCAUACGGAGUACGUUGAAUCAUUGAAGAACCCACGUGACUUGCCGACCUUAAAGGACUUCCUAGAUUUUCUAGAAAUGAAAUUUACAUCAUAUGAAGCGAGCCGCCGCAAGUUGGAUACACCAAAAACAUCUCAUCAAUCAGAAGCACCAAGAAAACCUUAUUACAAAUCAUUUAUGGGCAUAAAAGAUUCAUCAUUAUCACAAAAUAAAUCAAAUGAUGUUAAAUCAAGUUAUUAUCAAAGAAAACAUUGCCCAGUUUGUAAUAAAAAUCAUGGCAUAUUUAAUUGCGAAACAUUUCAAAGUACAAGACCAGAAAGCAAACGAAGCAAUAUUGCAAGAUUGAAUCUAUGCAAAAAUUGCCUUUAUAAUCAUUACGAUAAGGAAUGUUUUUCAACGAGUCGAUGCCGCACGUGUCAUGAACGACAUAACACGCUCGUGCAUGAUGCCUACAGUCAGAAACAAGAGACUUCCGACCCACUUAAUAAGCGCAAAACUGUUGCAAGUAUUACGCAAGAAUGUAGAAAAAAUAUAGAAGUUUUAUUACCUACCGCCCUCAUCAAAGUAAGGGCAGUAGAUGGAAAGUAUCACACUUUGAGGGCGUUUAUUGAUCCUGGAGCACAGAUGUCAUUGAUCACGGAGGCUGCGGCUCAACUUCUCCAAAUACCCCGGGAAAGCUGUGACGACACUAUGUACGGCCUGGGAAUUAAUGGAAACUCCUGUAACGGCGUUAUAAACGUCACUUUGUCAUCACUGCAUUGUGACUUUCAAUUUGACGCCGAGUUAUUUAUCAUGAAUAAACUCACUCUGCCACUGCCGAAUCAAACCUUCGUCAAGCCCGAUUUGUCAUAUUUAAGAGGACUACCACUGGCAGAUCCGGAUUACAAUAUCAGCCGACAGAUUGAUAUCAUAUUAGGAACAGAAAUCUACGCCAAAUUCGUCCAAAAUGGAACCAUAGUAAAAGACGAUGACCUCCCCGUAGCCCAGAAAACGAAACUCGGGUAUAUCAUUAACGGAAAGGUCCCAUUGCCAUCGUAUCAACAAUGCUGCACCAUCGUCAACAACAUGAGUGAUAUCUCGCGCUUUUGGACCAUUGAAGACAUCAAUGAAACAUCAAAUUUGUCAUCAGAAGAUCAACAUUGUGUAGACUUCUACCGCGAAACUACUUUUCGACAAGAGGACGGAAGAUAUGUCGUUCGGUUGCCGUUGAAGCCAGAGAAGGAAGACGCGCUUGGAUAUUCAAAGAACAUAGCUAUAGCACAGUUCAGGCAACUCGAGAUGAAGUUUCGAAAGGAUCAAAAUAUCGAAAAGGAGUACAAGAAGUUUAUACAAGAAUACAUUAGUUUAGGCCACAUGCGCGAAUGUACAGACGAAGUCGACGGGCCAUCCAACUCGACACAGGAGUGCUUUUUGCCACAUCAUUGCGUGAAAAGACCUGAGUCAGCAACUACAUCUCAUAGGGUGGUCUUCAAUGCGUCUGCCAAAACGUCAAAUGGGACAAGUCUGAACGACAUCAUGUACAGCGGACCCAAUUUACAACACGACUUAUUGUCACUCAUCAUCAAGUGGAGACAAUAUAAGGUGGCGUACGUGGCAGACAUUGAAAAAAUGUUUAGAAUGAUUGGUAUGAACAUUCAAGAUCAAAAAUAUCAGAAAAUCAUAUGGAGAGACAAUGAACAUCAAAGGUUCCGUGAAUACGCUCUAACAACAACAACAUAUGGCACCAAGGCUGCUCCAUGGUUAGCUAUGAUGACUUUAAGACAGUUGGCCAACGACGAACGCCACAACUAUCCUCAAGCGGCUAAAGUCGUUGAAGAGAGUUUUUACAUGGAUGACCUGCUACACGGCUGUCACGAUCUCGAAUCAGCGAAGAAAAUGAAACAAGAUUUGAUCAAUUUAUUAAAAUCAGGAGGAUUUAAUCUUCGCAAAUGGGCAUCAAACACGCCCGAACUACUGCAAGGAGCUAGUAAGACUCAAGAUCAGCAAGAAACGUUCGAAUUUAAAGAUCAAGAAACAACGAAAACGCUGGGUCUACGCUGGCAUCCUCAGGAAGAUGUAUUCAGUUUCCAACUAAAAAUUGCACCACUCCCAACUCAAACAUCAAUCACAAUGACGAAGAGAGAGUUGCUGUCGAAUAUAGCACAAGUAUUUGACCCUCUGGGAUGGCUGUCACCAGUAACCAUGAAACUGAAGUUACUGUUUCAAAAUGUCAUAUCAAAUGACAUCGGAUGGAACGAUCAAAUACCCCAAAAUAUCAAGAAAGAAUGGUUCACAAUUUCACAAGACCUCCAAGUUAUCAAAGAUAUCAAAAUCCCGCGUUGGCUAAAUACCUGCAAGAAUCAAGAAAUCGAACUACACGGUUAUUGUGACUCAUCAACUAAAGCAUACGCAUGCGCAAUCUACUGCCGUGUUAUCUCCACCGACGACAAAAAAGCAACGCCGCCGCCGCCGGUACUGAUAGCAGUAAAAUCAAGACUUGUACCGUCGAAAAAAGCUGUGUCCUUGCCGAGACUAGAACUGUGUUCAGCUCUACUUCUAUCAGCCCUCAUGGAGAAGGUCAAGCUAUCUCUGUCAGAAAACCAAAUCAAAAUGGUCUGCUGGUCUGACAGUACAGCAGUUUUGGGCUGGCUAAACGGCGAACCUAGCAAGUGGAAGCCAUUUAUAGCUAACCGAGUUACGAAAAUUACAAAAAUCAUACCACCGACUUGUUGGAACUACGUCAAGUCCGAAGAAAACCCGGCCGACUGCGCUAGUCGCGGAAUCACGGCCCAGCAGUUAUUAAAACACCAUCUUUGGUGGAAUGGACCAAACUGGCUGUCAUCAUACAGUGAAAAUCAAGAAAGGCCCACGUUCACUACGGAUCAAGAGGUUAAAAUAUCAAAACAAAGCCACGCGGUAACAUGUCAACAAACAGACGGCGAUAUUAUCAAUGAAUUAAUAUGUAAGCAUAGCAACAUGACUCAUUGCACCCGCGUACUCGCCUGGAUACUACGAGUGGCUUCGCGGCGUCAGCAAAGCUCGAGUUACCUAACAGCUGACGAGUUAAACACAGCUAAAAAUAGAAUCAUCAAGUACGUGCAAGAAAGAGAGUUUUCAAAUGAAAUAAUAAAUUUGAAAACAAAUCAAUCAGUGCAUUUAAAAGCAAUAUUGUGA
Messenger RNA from Leguminivora glycinivorella, 4437 nucleotides. RefSeq lists its product as uncharacterized. NCBI's taxonomy places the organism in Eukaryota, Metazoa, Arthropoda, Insecta, Lepidoptera, Tortricidae. The coding region runs from base 1 to 4437 and encodes 1478 amino acids. The transcript has a single exon. The record is from RefSeq and is a predicted model, not a curated record.